Aspergillus glaucus CBS 516.65 is the source of this 1953-nucleotide messenger RNA. RefSeq lists its product as uncharacterized. The transcript is spliced from 5 exons. Gene Ontology annotation, cellular component: cytosol. Gene Ontology annotation, molecular function: AMP binding; acetyl-CoA synthetase activity. NCBI's taxonomy places the organism in Eukaryota, Fungi, Ascomycota, Eurotiomycetes, Eurotiales, Aspergillaceae. Bases 1 to 1953 code for a protein of 650 amino acids. The record is from RefSeq and is a predicted model, not a curated record.
AUGACUGAAGGAAAUCAACAGAAUAACUCUGGAUUCGCCGAGGUGCCCUCAGCUUAUCAGCUGAAACACCCGUCAACCCCCCAUCUCCAAAGCCUCGAUGAAUACCACCAACUCUACCAGAAGUCCAUCGCCUCUCCGGACACCUUCUGGUCAGACAUGGCCACUUCGCUUCUGCAUUGGGAGACCCCCUUCUACCAUGUCCAACACGGAGCCCUCGAAAAAGGCGACCACGCCUGGUUCCUAGGCGGCAAGCUAAACGCAUGCUACAACUGCGUCGACCGUCACGCAUUGACAGACCCAGGCAAGGUAGCUAUCAUCUACGAACGCGAUACACCCGACGAGUACCCCCGACAUGUUACCUACGGGGAGCUCCUACGAGAUAUCUGCCAGUUAGCCUGGGUGCUGAAAGACAUGGGCGUGCAAAAGGGCGAUAUAGUCACUGUGUACAUGCCCAAUAUCCCCGAGGCGAUAGUCGCAAUGCUAGCCUGUGCUCGGAUCGGAGCGAUUCACUCGGCCGUGUUCGCGGGAUUCUCUGCGCCAGCGUUGCGUGGGCGGAUUGAGGAUGCUCGCUCCAAGGUCGUCUUGACGGUCGACGAGAGCGUGAGAGGGGGAAAGGUCAUUCCCAUGAAGCGCAUCGUUGAUGAGGCACUGUCUACGUACGACAAGGGCCAUCUGGUGCAGUGUUUUGUGCUCAGGAAGACUGGUAGCCCUAUCCCUUGGUCCCCGGGAGGCGGUGAUCGCUGGUGGCAUGGAGAAAGCGCCCAAUGGCCUACUUACAUUGCGCCAGAGCCGAUGGAUUCUGAGGAUCCGUUGUAUCUGCUGUACACCUCUGGCUCGACGGGGAAGCCGAAAGGCCUCCUGCAUUCGACGGCUGGAUACCUGCUCGGCUGUGCGGUUACCGGGAAAUACGUGCUAGACUUGCAUCCGUCAGACACCAUGUUCUGUGCGGGAGAUGUGGGUUGGAUCACCGGGAACAGUUAUCUUGUUUAUGCUCCGUUGGUCUGCGGUGUGACGACGGUGAUAUUCGAGGGAACGCCCUCAUUCCCUGACUAUGAUCGCUACUGGGAUAUUCUAGAUCGAAACAGGGCAACUCACUUCUAUACGGCGCCUACCGCUCUACGAAUGAUGAAGAAGGCACGUCCAAAUGGUGUCAGCAAGAGCAUGGAUAAUUUGAGAGUUAUUGCUUGUAUUGGGGAACCAUUGGCCCCGAAUGUAUGGGAGUGGUGCUAUGAAGUGGUCGGUAGAAAGCAGGUGCAUGUCCUGGAUACGUACUUCCAGACAGAAACAGGAUGUCAUGCCUUUUCACCUCUCGCCGGAGUCUCACCCAUCAAACCCGGCACAGUGGCUUUGCCUUUCUUUGGCAUCAAUCCAGCUCUGAUUGAUCCCAUUACUGGGGAGGAGAUUGGAGACAACGACUCAAAGGGCGUCCUGGCGUUCAAACGGCCUUGGCCAAGCAUGGCGCGUACUGUCUGGGGUGAUCACAGUCGGUAUUUAAAGACUUAUUUCGAGGUUUACCGCGGAUACUAUACUACCGGUGAUGCCGCCUAUCGAGACCAAGAUGGCUACUACCAGGUUCUGGGACGAGUAGAUGAUGUGGUCAAUGUGUCUGGCCAUAGACUGUCGACUGCUGAGAUUGAGUCUGCUUUGUUAGGUCAUGGCUCGUUUUCUGAGGUUGCAGUUGUUGGGAUUCCCGACGACAUGACAGGACAGGCUCUGAACGUGUUUGCUUGUCUCAAGGACGGCGUCCGAGAUGACAAGGAGCAACUGAAAGCGUCUUCCAAGCAACAAAUUGGAAAUACGAUCGGACGAUUCGCAGUUCCAAAGCGUGUCUUCAUCAUGAGUGAUCUUCCAAAGACUCGAUCUGGGAAGAUCAUGAGACGGAUAUUAAGAAAGGUCUUGGAGGGCGAGAGGCGGGACUUUGGGGAUACAUCUACUGUGAGUCUGCCGCUGUAG